This is a messenger RNA of Macrosteles quadrilineatus (aster leafhopper), 801 nucleotides long. RefSeq names its product transcription factor Adf-1-like. The transcript is spliced from 3 exons. Gene Ontology annotation, cellular component: transcription regulator complex; nucleus. Lineage: Eukaryota; Metazoa; Arthropoda; Insecta; Hemiptera; Cicadellidae. Gene Ontology annotation, biological process: regulation of transcription by RNA polymerase II. The record is from RefSeq and is a predicted model, not a curated record. The coding region runs from base 66 to 791 and encodes 241 amino acids. Gene Ontology annotation, molecular function: DNA binding.
GCUGCAUUGCAUAGUUUAAGUAGAGCAGUGGGAUAUCCGUUCGUUUCACGAGUUAUUUAUUGUCAAUGGGUUUUCGUAGAUUCUCACAUUCGGACGACUUGCUGCUUGUCAACAGUGUUAAAUCCUUUCCCAAUCUGUACAGCCAAGAGGGUUUAUCCGUAACCAAAAAUCAUGAAAGCAUGAGAGAGAACUGGCGAGCCGUGGCGGCCGAAGUCGGUGUGAACGAGAGUGAAUGCAAAAGAAGGUGGAGGGACAUCAGGGAUCAUUACUUCAAAACAAAGAGGAAACAUGAACAGAGCAAAGACAAGAAGUGGGCCCCAAGAUGGUCACUGUAUGAAAGUCUGCAUUUCUUGGCCAGAGCCAAAAGGAAAAAGAGACAUUCGAGUUGUGAAGACCUCUCCGACCCCUCAGCUGACAACAGUCUUGAUAUUUACGAGCCAGAAAUGACUGUCAAAGUGGAAGAGGACUCCCAGACAGACUUGCAGCCACGGUCCGAGUUUAUCGAUGUGAAGACUCCUCAGCAAGAGGCUGACACAAGUUACCGUAAGCCUUCCGAGUGCGGGAGUGUCCACUUCCUGGAGGAGCCUGACCCAUCUUGGGCCCCGAGGACACUGGUGAACGCCUACUCCAACCAAAGAGUGGACAGUGAAGACGACAUUGACAUAUUCAUGAGAAGUGUGGCUCUCACGGUGAAAAGACUUUCUCCAAAAGCCAGAGCGGAAGCCAAGAUGAGAAUUUUAUCUGUCGUUACUGAACUGGAGUUUCCACCCAACAACCAUGGAGAAGUAUAAAGUUAGUCUA